Rubroshorea leprosula is the source of this 2138-nucleotide messenger RNA. Lineage: Eukaryota; Viridiplantae; Streptophyta; Magnoliopsida; Malvales; Dipterocarpaceae. The record is from the annotation of a GenBank genome assembly.
UUUUCAGUGUUUCUCAUUCAAACUAGUUUUUUCACAUACCAAACCAACCUUAACAUUCUCUCUCCAAAGUUCAUCGAUCUCCUUCUACCUUCCAGAGCCUCUCUCUUCUUGUUUUACUCUUCCAUCUCUGUAGCUAAUUUCCAGCAAAUGUCUGCAUCCGCUGCUUUCAGCUUUGAGCAUUGACAAGUCAGCUAAAAGCAAAGAAAACUUGUUUCAUCCAAUGGAGGCCUUAUCUCUGUUGGAGGAGGAAGUACUUGCGCAGGUGGAAAGCUGGAAGACUCUAUUGCCCAAAAUCAUUGCUGUACUUCAACAUGUGGAAGAAAAUCAUGUUGUCAACCAGUUUGUGAAGUCAUCUCUUGAUGAUCUUAGAGACUUGGCUUCUGACAUGGAGGACAUACUUGAAGAGUUUGUGAUUGAUGCUAAGAGGUCUGAAUUGAUUCCCAAUCAAGAGGUUAAUUCCAUGGUGAAGGAUCUAAGUGGUAGAUUGCAGAAAAUUGAUAAUGGGAUGCGUAGUUUGGACUUGAUCAAUUUGGCUUUGAAACUUGAAGAUAAGUCUCACAAAGUAACUACAAAAAGACUACCCAAGUCCUCACUUCUUGAGGACAAGGUGUUGGGUCGAGAUAGUGAUAAAGAUGCUAUUCUUCAGAGGUUGCUAGAAGAUGGGGGUAGUCUCGAGCAAGACUUUGUUAUUCCCAUCAUCGGAAUGGGUGGACUAGGCAAGACAACUCUUGUUCGGCUCAUUUACAAUGAUGAAAAAUUAGAAGGUAGAAAGCUUACUAAGUUGCCUACAACGAUUGGGAAUCUAAUUGAUCUCCAUCAUCUUGAUAUUUUUGAUACUUCAUAUUUACAAGAAAUGCCAUCAGGAAUAGGCAAUCUUAAAAAUCUUGUAACACUGCCCAAACUUAUCGUGGGGAAGGCAAGUGGAUUGAUGAGAUUAUCUGAUUUAAAGAACUUGUCGCAAGUUCGAGGAAGAUUGUCUAUUCUAGAUCUGCAGAAUGUCUUGGACAUUCAAGAUGCUAGGGAGGCCAAUCUAGACAAGAUCCAUGGUUUGGAAGAGUUAGUCUUGGGGCUUGUGAUUCAAAAUUGUCCUAAGUUGUUAGGCCAAUUACCCAGCAACCUUUCUUCACUUAAAGAGUUGGAUGUUAGAAGGUGCAAUGCAAUGUUAUUAAAGAGUAUGGGUGAUCUCACCUCGCUUGCUAAUUUGAGAAUUGAGAAAAUUUCAGAACUGACUUGCUUGCCUAUGAGUAUGAGUCUUCCAUCGUUAAAAGAGUUGUAUGUUGAAAACUGCAACAAGGUGCUUUUAAAGAGCAUGGUUGAUCUCACUUCCCUCACUAACUUGAGAAUACAGCAUAUUGUAGAACUGCCUUCCUUGCCUGAGAAUUUUACACAGUUCUUGACAACACUUGAGACUCUAUCUAUUGGAGAUUGCGAUGAUCUUACUUGUUUGUGGGAGGAAGGGCCAGAAGUAGAACAAAGCCUCUCACCUUUCAAUCUUAAACAUCUUAGUCUUAAGCAAUGUAAAGCUUUGGAGUCAUUACCUAAUGCAAUGCUGGUGCAAAUGGAUGGAAGCAGUAGCAGCAACACUGGUAUGUUGAUGUUGAGACUUGAAAAGUUUGAAAUUUAUGGUUGUGAUUCUCUCAAGUCUUUUCCAAGAGGCAGAUUACCUGUCACACUUAAAUACUUGAAAAUAGAAGGCUGUAAAGGUCUAGAGUCUCUACCGGAUGUGGAUGGUGACAAUAAUAGCAAUCUACAUUUGGAAAUAAGGAAGGUUCCAUGUUUGCAUUCUUCCAAGGGUUGUCAUCGGCUACCAACUUUUCUCAAGAAAUUUACAGUUAAUGAUGGUGGCGAGCGGUUGGAAUCAUUUCCAGAAAGGAUAGUGCAAUAUUGUACGGGACUCCAAUCCAUUAAAAUUGACAGCUGUAAAAUAUUGAAAAGUUUACCCAAUCUUGAUUGCAUCAGCAAUCUCGUUGAAUUAUAUAUUUAUAGUUGUGAAGUUUUAGAGUCCUUACCAGAAGAGUUGGGGUUAUACUAAUAAAGUCUCAACUUGUGAGGAUCAUUUUGUAGAACCUGCAGAAGGAAACAAAUCAAAUGGCAAUAAUGCUUUGGAGGAAAAUCAGCAAUCAAAGAAAUUGUAAAAU